CCUGUUAGCAGUGGGGGGGGUGGGGGGCUGGCCACUUGGUGUGCGAUUGUCUGGGGCGGCCUGGGGCGGCCCCGGAGCGGCUGACCCUCUGCCAGCGGGGACGCGAGUCGCCGGGCGCCGUCAUGGCGAUGUCGGAGAGCCAGCUCAAGAAGAUGGUGUCUAAGUACAAAUACAGAGACCUAACUGUACGUGAAACUGUCAGUGUUAUCACUCUGUACAAAGAUCUCAAACCUGUAUUGGAUUCAUAUGUUUUUAAUGAUGGCAGUUCUAGGGAACUAAUGAACCUCACUGGAACAAUUCCUGUGCCUUACAGAGGUAAUACAUAUAAUAUUCCAAUAUGCCUAUGGCUGCUGGACACAUACCCAUAUAACCCCCCUAUCUGUUUUGUUAAGCCUACUAGUUCAAUGACUAUUAAAACAGGAAAGCAUGUUGAUGCAAAUGGGAAAAUAUAUCUUCCUUACCUGCAUGAAUGGAAACACCCUCAGUCAGACUUGCUGGGGCUUAUUCAGGUCAUGAUUGUGGUGUUUGGAGAUGAACCUCCAGUCUUCUCUCGUCCUACUGUUUCAGCAUCCUAUCCACCAUACCAGGCAACAGGGCCACCAAAUAGUCCCAGCAGAGACGGAACCAUCAGCGAGGACACCAUCCGGGCCUCUCUUAUUUCAGCAGUCAGUGACAAACUAAGAUGGCGAAUGAAGGAAGAAAUGGAUCGUGCCCAGGCGGAGCUUAAUGCCUUAAAACGAACAGAGGAAGACCUGAAGAAAGGUCACCAGAAACUGGAAGAGAUGGUCACCCGCUUAGAUCAAGAAGUAGCUGAAGUUGAUAAAAACAUAGAACUUUUGAAAAAGAAGGAUGAAGAACUCAGUUCUGCUCUGGAGAAAAUGGAAAAUCAAUCUGAAAACAAUGAUAUUGAUGAAGUUAUCAUUCCCACAGCCCCACUAUAUAAACAGAUUCUCAAUCUAUAUGCAGAGGAAAAUGCUAUUGAAGACACCAUCUUUUACCUGGGAGAAGCCUUGAGGCGGGGAGUCAUAGACCUGGAUGUCUUCCUGAAGCAUGUACGUCUUCUGUCCCGUAAACAGUUCCAGCUGAGGGCACUAAUGCAAAAAGCAAGAAAGACUGCCGGUCUUAGUGACCUCUACUGACUUCUGACACCAGCUGGAGAUUGACCUGUUCUAGAGCAUUCUUUUCUUCUCUUCCUUUCUCUUGAAUCAGUAGGUGCCCAGAAUAAGUUAUUGCAGUCUAUCAUUCAAGUGUAAAAUAUUUUGAAUCAAUAAUAUAUUUUCUGUUUUCUUUGGGUAAAGACUGGCUUUUAUUAAUGCACUUUCUAUCCUCUGUCAACUUUUUGUGCUGAAUGUUGGGACUGACUAUGCUAAAUAAAAUUUGUUGCAUAAUUUUUCUCUUUUUUUUUUUUUGGUACCAGGGAUCAAACUCGGGUCCUUAGGGUUGCAAGGCAGGCGGUGGAACCACUGAGCCAGAUCCCCGUCCCAAUUUUUCUCUUCUUUAUUGGACUUCUUUAGGAAAGAUCCAUGAAAUCUUAAGAAGCCCUUCUUUUCAUUUAGCAAGCAAAGCAUAAUGUCCAUCUUAAGUUACAAUUUGUAUUAUUUAUUCUAUAGAAUAUAAAGAAAGUUCUAUUUCACAUAGGAUGUACCACAUAGAAACCUAAUUUUGAAAUAUUUGAAAUUGAGGGAUUUAAGUGACUGUUUUCUGUUCAAGGCCAGGGUGGUGCCCUCCCACCAUUCCCACUAGAUCUCUUUCCAUUCUAAGCCUGGCUGAACCGUAAUUGUUUUCAUCAAGAAAGUACACAAUGGUGGGUGCCAAGCAGUAUGUGUGAGACCUGUGCUAAAUAGGCGAAGUCUGGCUGCGAUGAAGGGAGAAGGCCACAGAUCUUUUCGUGGUUCAUAGCAGGAUUGCUGGGUUUUCACACCACUGUGAGAGAUGUGCCUCCCUCGAGCCUUGUUACAGCAUCAGUGCAUUACCCACCCAAAGUGAAAAGAUUUUUUAAUUUAAAGUGAAAGUAUAGCAUUCGGUGCCUCCCUGCUUUUACUGUCAUUUGAAGAUUUGUCUUCAAGGCAGGUGAUACCAUAACCAAGCUGAAAGCCACCCAGUGAGCUACAUAAUCCUGCAGAGAACAUCCAAGUCGAACAGAAUGUUCUUCAGAAUGAGAAUACUAGGACAGAAGAGAACAUUCUGAUGUGUGAAAUGUUUUUCUUCAUGGUAUUUAGGGAAAUAGGAAGCCCAGCCUAUCCUCUUCCAAGAGAAUAAUGACCAACUUAGUCAUCAUCAUGGGUUUAUUCAGUUCAGAUCUUUUCUUUAAAGAUUAAAAUCUACUUGCAAAAAUUAUCAGAAUAAAACCCAGCAAAAUCAAAUCAAGGUUUUAUCUAGUGUGAGGAUUAGAAUUAACAUUUAGAUUUCUUUUGUGUAAAUAUACUUUUACUUUUACCUUGUCAAAUCAUUAACAUAAGUUUGGAAGAAAUGCUCAUCACUAGAUGUCCAUUUUGUAGCAGCCUAUCUGCUAGUCCCACAAAACUGAAAUGUAUCAGUAAUUUCUCCUAGAAAUUUUCAUAGUGAUUUAAAUAAUGUAAACAGCAGAGUUAGGAAGGUAAUUUCAGAGAUCCAGAAGUUAACAUAAAGCCAAUUUGAACCCUGACAGUAAAAACUGUGGCAGUUCUUUUAAAAUAAAUAUAAGAAAUUACUUGGUAAUUAUGAUCACACACAAAAAAGUAGAAGUGCUAUAAUAAAAGGAUUAGAAAUAAUCUCAUCCCUGUAGCAGAAUUCAGUAUGGAAACUAACUUCCAAAGUACCAAAAGCAUGGAAUUAACUAUUGUGGAGAAAUCACUUUCUGUGGAGAUUUUCCCAUGGUGCAGAUCUUCAUCACUUCUUCCCUGAACUCAGACCCCUCAGAGGAGCACCAGCAGUGUUUACAUCACACAAGAACUAAAAGAAAAAUACCCAACCCUAUUUAUUACACGUAUUCCACUGUGUAGCACGGCUGUGUUGUGUUGCCUUUAAAGACGUGCUCCACUGUGUUGCCCGGGUUGGCCUGGAGCCUCUGGGCCCCAGCAGUCCUCCCCAUCAGGGCCCAAGAAGCUGAGACUGCAGGUGCCACCACACACCCUGCCACACCUCUGCAGGUUCUCUCUUAACUGUUAAAGUUCCCUAGGUGAUUUUCAACUAGAAGUGUCCAACAAUACUACCAAAAAGUUCAGAUGUCUGAGCCCCAACCCAGACCAUCUAAAUCAAAAACCUCUAAGGGCCAGGGAUUUAGCUCAGUGGCAUCGCACCUGCCUUGCAAGCGCAUGGACCUGAGUUCGAUCCCCAGUACCAAAAAAGAAAAAGAAAAAAGUACACAGAAACCUCUAGAUGAGGGAUCCACAGUCUGGUCAUCUUGUGGAAGUUCUCCAAACAAAAAAGUGGCAGCUUAACCCUCCCAA
Messenger RNA from Heterocephalus glaber (naked mole-rat), 3428 nucleotides. It is a transcript of the gene Tsg101, whose product is annotated as tumor susceptibility 101. Gene Ontology annotation, biological process: endosome to lysosome transport; protein modification process; protein transport. The record is from RefSeq and is a predicted model, not a curated record. Gene Ontology annotation, molecular function: ubiquitin binding. Lineage: Eukaryota; Metazoa; Chordata; Mammalia; Rodentia; Bathyergidae. Gene Ontology annotation, cellular component: ESCRT I complex.